Messenger RNA from Oryctolagus cuniculus (rabbit), 4230 nucleotides. NCBI's taxonomy places the organism in Eukaryota, Metazoa, Chordata, Mammalia, Lagomorpha, Leporidae. The record is from RefSeq and is a predicted model, not a curated record.
AUGGCCGCCUUCGAGGAGGCGGUGACCUUCCAGGACGUGGCCGUGGUCUUCAGCGAGGAGGAGCUGCGGCUGCUGGACACUGCGCAGAGGGCGCUGUACCGCGAGGUGAUGCUGGAGAACUUCCGGAACCUGCUGUCCGUGGGUGAGGACGGGUGUCACCCCUUCACACCUGAUCCAUCCCACUCAGAAAACAGGAAAGGGCUGGACGUGAAGACAGCAACCCAAAGAGAAAGGGGAUCAGCAGAUCGGACCCACGGUGAGACGGGGACGGUCCCAGAAGCAGAGCUGCGUGAAGAGCGCUCUCGUGAGCAGAUCUGGGAGCACGCUGCAGGCGACUCAACCAGACUCCAAGACCCCGCGCUGCGUCAUCUUUGGUUCCCCAAACCAGGUGAUUCGUCCUGCCAGGUUGGGACAGGACUGUGCUUGACCCUCCCUGGACAAACAUCUCUCCAGGAUAAUGAGCGUAAGAAGUUCUCUGACGGCGCCAGCUUUGUCCUCCACGCACAGUCACACCUGGGAGAGAAGUCUCAUACGUGUGCCGAGUGUGGGAAAAGCUUCCGUUAGAGUUCAGCUCUUCGUGUUCAUCAGAGGGCCCACAGGGGUGAGAGACGCUGUAAGUGUGCCGAGUGUGGUAAGGAGUUCAGCCAGAGCUGUCUACAAGCCCACCAGAAAGUCCACACCGUGGAGAAACCGUGCACAUGCGCAGAGUGUGGGAAAGGCUUCAGCCGCAGAGCCACGCUCACCGUGCACCACAAGCUGCACACGGGAGAGAAACCUCACACUUGCAAGGAGUGCGGGCGGGCCUUCGUGCACGCGUCCCACCUGCAGGAACAUCAGAGAAUCCACACCGGGGAGAAGCCGUUCCAGUGUGACUUGUGUGGCAAGAACUUCCGCCGGAGAUCAGGGCUCGAUAACCACUGCACGGUGCACGCGGGAGAGAAGCCGUACGGAUGCGCGGAGUGUGGGAGGCGCUGCACCUGCAGCUCGAAUCUGCACAUCCACCAGAGGGUCCACACGGGAGAAAAACCCUACAAGUGCGCAGAAUGUGGCAAGAGCUUCAUUCAGCCUUCGCAGUUUCAGGCCCACCGCAGAAUCCACACGGGAGAGAAACCGUACGUGUGCAAAGUGUGCGGCAAGGGCUUCAUGUACAGUUCAAGUUUUCAGGCCCAUCAAGGAGUCCACACUGGGGAGAAGCCGUACAGGUGUGACGCGCAUGGCAAGAGCUUCAGGAUGAAAAUCCAUGACCAAGUCCACUUGGUGGUCCACAGAGAGAAACCUGAUAAAUGUGAGAUAUGCCAGAAAGCCUUCCGGCAGAGUUCGUAUCUUAAAAUCCACCAGAAGGCCCACAGCGUAGAGAAACCUUACAGGUGUGAGGAGUGCGGGCAGGGCUUCAAUCAGAACUCAUGCCUUCAGACUCACCAGCUGGGCCACACUGGGGAGAAGCCCUACAAGUGUGACGAGUGUGGGAAGGGCUUCCGUCGGAGGGCAGAUCUGAAGAUUCAUUGCAGGAUCCACACGGGGGAGAAACCAUACCACUGUGAGGACUGCGGGCAGGUGUUCCGGCAGGCCUCAAAUCUUCUGGCCCAUCAGAGGGUGCACAGUGGCGAGAAACCAUUCAAAUGCGACGCCUGCGGGAAGGGCUUUGGUCGGAGUUCCCACCUCCAAGCCCAUCAGAAAGUGCACACGGGAGAAAAGCCGUACAGGUGCGAGGCGUGUGGCAAGGGCUUCAAGUGGAGCCUGAAUCUGGCCAUGCACCAGCGGGUGCACACGGGAGAGAGGCCGUACAGGUGUGGGGAGUGCGGCAAGUCCUUCAGUCAGGCCUCCAGCCUUCAGCUGCAUCAGAGCGUCCACACUGGGGAGAAGCCGUACAGGUGCGGCGAGUGUGGCAAAGUCUUCAGUCGGUCGUCACAGCUGCGGUCACAUCAGAGAGUGCACACGGGGGAGAAGCCGUACAGCUGUGCCGUGUGUGGGAAGACCUUCAGCUGGAAGUCCAACCUUACGAUUCAUCACAGAAUCCACGCAGGAGAUGCGUGUUAUGAACGUGGUGAGAACCUGAGAGCCUUGCCAGUGGAAAGGGCUUCUACAACAUGACGUUUUGCAAAGCCCACAUACAACCCCAGUGCUUGUAAGCUUCGGGUUUUGCAGGGGAGAAGGUACUUGUUUUAUGUGCAUCCAUAUUUAAAGCAAUAUCUCUAUGCACCCCACACAGCUGAGAACCUUGGAAGUGGUACAGUAAGGGCUUCAGUCACAAGUUUGACCUCUAUCAGGUGUUGUUCAGAAGACAGAACUAGAAGGGGAAGGCAUUUGCUGUGGCCUUUAACAAAAGUACAGUGAUGGGGCCGGCGCCGCGGCUCACUAGGCUAAUCCUCCGCCUUGCAGCGCCGGCACACCGGGUUCUAGUCCCGGUCAGGGCGCCGGAUUCUGUCCCGGUUGCCCCUCUUCCAGGCCAGCUCUCUGCUGUGGCCCGGGAGUGCAGUGGAGGAUGGCCCAAGUGCUUGGGCCCUGCACCCCAUGGGAGACCAGGAGAAGAACCUGGCUCCUGCCUUCGGAUCAGCGUGGUGCGCCGGCUGCGGCGCGCCAGCCGCGGCGGCCAUUGGAGGGUGAACCAACGGCAAAGGAAGACCUUUCUCUCUGUCUCUCUCUCUCACUGUCCACUCUGCCUGUCAAAAAAAAAAAAAAAAAGUACAGUGAUGGGUAUGCCGAAAUGGAUGUCCCUAGACGGUCGGUGGGGACAGGAGCACUGCUGCUGAAUCAGUUAACCUUGGGUAGCACUGCUAAGUGUGCCCCGGACGUGCUGGUUAAACGAAUCAGAAAGAACGUGCAGCAUCUGCAAAUCGCAUCCAGAGAAGGGAACCUGGGAAAUAAAAUGUUUCAGAGAAUGAACGCUGCUUGGGAUGCACAUGAUUGCUCCCCGCUGCAGUCAGCUCCCUCACUCCUGCGAGUGGGUUCUCAGCAUGUGGGCCUUGGCUGGUUCCCAAAGUUGUAUACGAUAGAAGCUGAACUAUGUUGUUGAUUUCUUCUGACAGCAUUAGACUGGAAGUUUUAUUAACCUCACAGUAACAAGUUACUGUUGAAGGAGGGCUUUACUGUCACACUUUGGAAGUGUUGAGCGUCGUUACAAAUGACAAAAUUUUCUUUGUCGACAUUGAAUUUAUUAUUGCUUUUUGAUUCUCUGUAUUUCCAUCUGGACCUUAAAUUAUUGCCUUCUGGUCACUGUAGCAUUCUUUCAUCAAAAUGUCUCAGGUAGUGCCAUACUGUAUUCUUACCCCACAUCUAUGAAGCAAAUACCAAAAAACAAACCAACCCUGUGGAAAUUUGAUAAUUUUAUCAACUUUAUUAUUGGGGGAGAAGUGACAUUCAUAUACUUUUUCAUUUUUGUAGUAGUAAAACAUGGUUUUGGAAACUAUAUCUGAAUAUAAUGUAUAUCUCUUUGAUCUGGAGAGCAAAUAAAUAGAAAUCGAUUAUGAGAUUAAAAUGCCACAGAGACAAGUAACAUUAAUGAUGUCACUGAAUUUUUUUAAUGAAAGCAUGCGUUCAUUUAUAGGAAUUUUGAGCUUUGAUAAAUUUAUUCCUCUUACUCUGAAGUCAUUAAAUGAUGGUAGAUAUAUACAGUGACAGAGGAAUAUAUAAAAUGGGCUUUGGAAACUCAGCUUGUAGCUUUUGUAGCAUAACCAAAGGCAGAUUGUGUGUGUGUGUGCACACGCGUGUGCGUGAGUGCGCGUGCGCAGACUGCCACAUGAGUCAGCACUUCAUUCCUUCCACUGCUGAGUACUGUUGCCUGGGAUGGACACACUGCAGUGUGUUUCUCCAUUUGACUGUGAAACCUAACGCCACCGUUAGUCUCUGUGUCAGUAUGUUGCAGCUCUUCUAGGUCUGCUCUUCGGAGCGGAGUGGCCGAAAGUCCAAGCCAGUGUUCCUGGGGCACAGUUUUGGUGAUGUCAGUCUCCCUACGAUGUACACGCCCUGACGUCAGCCAGUCUGUCCUAGGAAUGGCGGCGCUGAGACUGGGGCUCGAAAACAUCAGCCGAUGGUCACGGUCGUGCAUUUUGCAAGACGGUGGGGGGAGCCUGGCAAUGGGAGAGGACUGCAGUGUCACCCUUAGGCCUAGAAAAAGGGGCUCCCCCUCUGGCCCUAUUCCUCAGGGGCCUCCACAACUGUACAGUUGCUUCUUCAGGGUCUGGCGCCCGGGCCUGUGACUGCCAGUGCUGUCCAGGUGGAGAGCCCCAGGCU